AACUGCAUGAGAAGAAGAAGAACUUUAAAUUGUAACUACGAAGGAAAAAAAACUCCUCUCACUUUGUUUAAACUGUUUUUUUUCCGUAUCAUCAAAAAUAUACAUUGAAUUGUCGGACACUUAUAUGUCCGACAAUUAGGUAUAUAAAGACUAGCAACGAAAGAAAAAUAUAUGUUUCCAAAUUAUUUGACCAGAUUUCAGUCAAAUACUCUCUUGUUUGUUAAAUAUCUGGAAAAUUAUUAUCAGUUUCACUUCAAUAGUGAAAUUGAUAUUAAUUAAUGAAAAAUAAUAUCAAUUUUUAUGAUAUGUCUGCAUAUUUAAUUGAAAAAAGGCUGUCGCAACCAUGGCAUGGUUAUAAGUUUAUUUUUUUAGAGGAGUAAAAAAUUGUUCGAAACUCUAGAAUAUCAUCCCUUGUUACGUUUUUUCUUUUACUCUCUGGAAAAUUUGUUUGUGCCGUUAAACCAGUUUGGAGAUGAUCUUUCGCGUCAUCCCGUUAUUCUUAAUCAUCGCUGUUAUACAAGAAUGUUCAAGUUCUUGCACUGUCAACAAUGGUGGUUGUGAUGGAAAAUGUACCGAAGUUGGAUUUCAAACAAAGUGUUCCUGCAACAUUUUGGGCACGCUACAACCAGAUGGAAAGACUUGCAAAUAUAAAGGAAUGUUCUAUUUUGCACAAGGUCAUAGGAUUGACUUUGUGUAUAACUCCACUUUUGGGAUUUCACUUAAAAACUUUCCAUUAAAACAAAUUAAUGCAAUAGUGGCAAAUAUUGAAAGUAGCAAGGUAUUUUAUGCGGCUGCAGGGUAUGGCAUGUCGAUAGUGGGUGAAUUUUCGUUACAUACAUUAAAACGAAAGAAUUUAACAAUUGAAAAUGGACUUAUUGAUGGAAUGGCGUACAAUAAAACGUCAAAAGAUCUUUACUAUGCCUUAGCUGAUGGUCCAGUGAAGGUUAUCAGAAAUGUCGGUGCAAAGAUGCCGAAUGCCAAGUUGCUUUUACAAAUGAGCAAACCUCGUGCAAUUGCACUGGACUCCUGUUUCGGGUACAUAUUCAUAUCAGAUUGGGGUUCUCACGAAAUUAUCCGAUACAAUCCCAUGAUUCGAGCUAAGGUUUCAAUUGUAACGUCCGGUCUGGUUUGGCCGAAUGCUUUAUCAAUAGAUACGCUUACUGAAAAAAUAUUUUGGGCCGAUGCAAAUCAAGAUACUUCUACUAAGGACAAAAUUGAAAUGGCCAACUAUGAUGGUUCGUGCAGAAAAGUUAUUCGAGUUCUACCUCAGCUUCAUCCGUUUGCAAUGAUGUUUCAUGGUGGAUACCUCUAUUGGACAGACUGGAGUACAGCAAACUAUAAAAUAUACUUGACAUCUAUAAUAGACGGAAGUACCACAAUUUUGACAUCCCUAAAAUACAGACCAUAUGGAAUCGACUUUUUCGGUGAACUGAAUAAAGCAAUAGGAAAAUGGUCGCAGUGGAGAGAAACCAAAAGCUGUCCAAGUAACUGUAUCGGACAAAGGGAGCGAACAAGAUAUUGUCAAAAUCCUUAUGUGCAUAACUAUGAAAAAGUCUGCCUAAAAACUGCUUGUCAGAAAUCAUUUAAAUGUGUAGGCAUUGCAGGACUGGAAGAUGGCCCUCAAGUUGACUCUAUUGUUUGUGAUGUAUGCUUAUGUAAAGUUAAUGGUGAAUGGGGACCAUGGAUCAGUGGCCAGUGCUCACAAACUUGUGGAACUGGUAGAAUGACAAGAAGCCGUUAUUGCAAUAACCCAACCCCUAGAAAUUGUGGAUCUGAUUGCACUGGAACAAAUACGACUAUUGUUGAUUGUUACUUGCGCUUGUGUCCAGAAGUACUUAAUGGAAAUUGGGGAACAUGGUCAUCGUACUCAGUAUGUUCAGUCACCUGCGGAGGUGGAAUCAAGACAAGAACACGUUUAUGCAACAAUCCAGCUCCUGCAAAUGGUGGAAAUCAUUGCUUCGGAAGGAGCAAACAACAACUAAGUUGCGCUACAUCACCUUGCACUGUACACGGAAUUUGGGGCGAAUGGUCGUCGUAUUCAGCAUGUCCAGUCACCUGCGGAGGUGGAAUUAAGACAAGAACACGUCUAUGCAACAAUCCCGCACCUGCAAAUGGUGGGAAUCAUUGCAUUGCAAGCAACACAGAACAAAUUAAUUGCGCUACAUUACCUUGCAAGGGCAAGAAUAACUUACCGCUAAUUGCUGGAGCAUCUGGAGGUGGUGGUGUUUUCAUUGUGAUGCUUGUCGUAAUUUGUGUGUGCGUGAAAAGACAUCGCGACUCAUCACCUACGUACCACAAUCAAUACGUUGACUGCGGAAGAAGAGAGACUGAGUCUAUUUCACCAUAUGCAGUAUAUAACAUGUACGAUACUAUACAAUUAGAUGAGUUUGGAUAUGAGUAAGUCUCAUUUGUUUGCACAUGUUGAUUGGGAAUGCAACUGUCUUCUUUUUGUAAUUUACAAUACGAUGCACACAUACAAUAGACAAGUUAUUGCAUUGUGAUUGAGAAUAUCAUGUGAAUAUGUAAUUUAUGUUAAGAUUGUUUAGUAAAAUGAUAUUGUAAGGAAGGUAAUAAUGGAGUAGUAGUAGCUAAUUAACGAGGAAGUAUUUGUUUGUAUUUUACUUUUUAUUAGGGUGUAAUUAUUUAUCUUAAUACCCUUCAAUCCGAGAGAGAUUUUGACUACCUUCAC
Molecule: messenger RNA, 2689 nt
Organism: Hydractinia symbiolongicarpus
Lineage: Eukaryota; Metazoa; Cnidaria; Hydrozoa; Anthoathecata; Hydractiniidae
Product: low-density lipoprotein receptor-related protein 1B-like
Exons: 11
Coding region: 473-2401 (642 amino acids)
Source: RefSeq, a predicted model, not a curated record